AGCGACGAGCGGGCACGGGGCGAGGAUGGCGAGCUGCUGGGUGCUGGUGCUGGCGCUGCUGGGGGGGGCCUGCGCCCUCCCGGCCCCCCUGGGCUACCCCCAGGCUCUGGCCCAGGCUGUGGACUCCUACAACCAACGGCCUGAGGUGCAGAAUGCCUUCCGGCUGCUCAGCGCCGACCCCGAGCCCGGCCCGAACGUCCAGCUCAGCUCCCUGCACAACCUCAACUUCACCAUCAUGGAGACGCGGUGCCAGGCGCGCUCGGGCGCCCAGCUGGACAGCUGCGAGUUCAAGGAGGACGGGCUCGUCAAGGACUGCGCUGCGCCCGUGGUGCUGCAAGGCGGCCGCGCCGCGUUCGAUGUCACCUGCGUGGACUCCAUGGCUGACCCCGUCCGCGUCAAGCGCUACUGGCCGCUGGUCAUCAGGACUGUAGUUGCAGGAUACAACCUCUACCGGGCCAUCAAGAAGAAAUGAGCUGUCCCCAGAGCCGCUGUCACCGCUGCCCCCUUGCUGCCUUCCUUCCAAUAAAGGUGUUUCCUGGCCACUCUA
Messenger RNA from Tympanuchus pallidicinctus (lesser prairie-chicken), 547 nucleotides. RefSeq names its product cathelicidin-1. The transcript is spliced from 4 exons. NCBI's taxonomy places the organism in Eukaryota, Metazoa, Chordata, Aves, Galliformes, Phasianidae. Gene Ontology annotation, molecular function: lipopolysaccharide binding. The coding region runs from base 26 to 472 and encodes 148 amino acids. The record is from RefSeq and is a predicted model, not a curated record. Gene Ontology annotation, biological process: defense response to Gram-negative bacterium; antimicrobial humoral immune response mediated by antimicrobial peptide; innate immune response. Gene Ontology annotation, cellular component: extracellular region.